CACACCCGUGGGAUGUCCCAUAUAAGUGUUUGAUGAGCAUUCCUCAUCUUUAUCAGUAUGUAUUGCCACCUUCCCCAACUUCUUUGUCACGUGUUGCUGGCAUCAAAUUCUAAAGUUAAUGAUAAUUUGCAAAAAAAAAAAAGAAAUGUUAAUCAGUUUGAACAUCAAAUAUGUUGACGUUGUAGCAUAUUCAACUGAAUAUGGGUCGAAAACACAAUUUCUCAACUCAUAAGGAAACGGGGUUUGUAAAUGAAGUGAUUCUUUGGCGCACCACUAGAUGGAGCCAGCGUACCACAGUUGGAGAAGGACUGGAAUAGAAAUGGCUAAAAGAAGACACUUACACUUGUGGACUUGUGUCCAGCUGAGUCACCACCGGACACCUCCUGGCUCGGCUCCGUCUCCCACGUCGAGUCAUAUUCGCAGUAAAACUCAUCCGUGGUCCUGACCUCGUACUCUUCGCCCCACUCCUCCUCGUCAGCCGGGGGUGUGACACUGACAACAUUGACCUCCUGCAAGGAGUUUUCACACUCUUUCACCAGUUCCACGCCUGAACCGCCGCCGACGUCGUCGUCCCGCGGUCCUAAAAGUCGACCUCUGACAAGUGGGAAAACUAUUCUUGCAAUCCAUCGCCACGAAGAAACGAGCCCACGCCACGCGGCUUGGAAAAAGACAGCAGCCAUCGGUUAGGAUGUUGUUUUGAUGGUUUCACUUUCGGUUUCACCGAAACGAAAGUUGAACACUUCCCUGCGAUGGAGCAAUCAGAUUAACCCUUGGCUGACUGCACCCAUUAGUUCAGAGUCGAGGUCACAUGAGAUGCUAGACAAACACCAAAGUCCAAAGUCAAGGGGAUGAAGCUCAGGUAACACAACCGCAGUCAACUUUGGUGCAAGUUUGCACACAACAGGCAAGACUAUUUCUCGUAAUUGAAUUUGUCCAGUGCCGGCGAUCCCGGCAGGCGAGAUGAUUAUAGCUGAUGUAAGCGAGGCUGAUGUUGAGGAUGAAAACGCAGAACGUCAGGACCGUCCUACUCGUUCUCUCCACGCUCAUUUAUCUGCUGACAGGAGCCGCCGUGUUCGACGCGCUGGAGUCCGGGAGAGAAGUGUCCAAGCUAAGGGCGCUGGAGGAGAAGCUGGCUGAGCUCAGGGAGAAGUACCACUUAGCUGAGGAUGACUUCAGGGAGAUUGAGAGCGUGGUCCUCCAGUCGGAACCUCACCGAGCAGGAACGCAGUGGAAGUUCAACGGAGCCUUCUACUUUGCCAUCACGGUCAUCACCACAAUUGGGUAUGGCCAUGCUGCCCCACGGACCGACGCCGGAAAGGCUUUCUGCAUGUUCUACGCUGUCUUGGGCAUCCCCCUAACGCUGGUCAUGUUCCAGAGCCUUGGCGAGAGGAUCAACACCUUUGUCUGUUUCCUCCUGCGUCGAGCCAAGCAAAGCCUGGGCUUCCAGAAGACAGACGUGUCCAUCGGCAACAUGGUCAUUGGGGGUCUGCUGUCCUGCGUCAGCGCUUUGUGCAUCGGAGCAGCCGCCUUCGCUCACUUUGAGGACUGGACUUUCCUCAACGCCUACUACUACUGCUUUGUCACGCUCACCACCAUCGGCUUUGGGGAUUUUGUGGCCCUGCAGAAGAACGACGCUCUCACGAAGCGUUCCUCCUAUGUGGCCUUCAGCUUCCUGUAUAUCUUAAUCGGGUUGACAGUAGUCGGGGCUUUUCUUAACUUGGUAGUUCUGAGGUUUCUCACUGUUAGCACACAUGAACGCUGUGGAGUCGCAGGGGGGGAGCAAGCCGCCACACAACUAGUGGAGGUGGAAACUUCCGAGAGAGAGUCUAAGGAAGGCAACGAUGGGCACCACAAGCUGGGUCUGCCCUUUGAUGCAGGCAGCAGCCGCUUCAACCUCCUCCCCUCUGCUGCCGAGCAGAGAGAGCACUGGAAACAGCCUAAAAUGGGGCAUUUUCGGGUGCUGUUCUGCUGCUUGGACUCGACCAGCAGCCAGACCCACUGUGAGCAGGAGGGCGGCCUCAGCAACCCUGUCUUUUACAACUCCAUCUCCUACAAGAUAGAUCAAGCCUCCUGCUGCUCCAACACCAUGUCACCACAAACGCCCCCUAGCGGCACGACCCUCUAUUUGGGCAGGAAUCAUCUUCGUAGUAGGAGGAAGUCUUUAUAAGAAAGACCCUUUUGGAUAGGUCCCCAACUACUUUGAUUGUUUUCACUCAUAAUUCUCAACAUUCGACAAUGCAACAUACACUAUACCACCCAUCCAAAUGAGAAGAAUCAGGUGUAUAAAAUCCAGCACUUACGCAUGGAGACUGUUUCUCCAAACAUUUGUGAAAGAAUGGGCCGCUCUCCGGAUUUUCAGAGUGGAAUUGUCAUAUGACACCACCUGUGCAACAAAUCCAGUCGUAAAAUUUCCUUGCUCCUAAAUAUUCCAAAGUCAACUUUAUUCUAAGAAAAGUGGAGAGUUUUGGAACAACAGCAAGUCAGCCCCCAAGUGCUAGGCCAUGUAAACUGACAGAGAGGGGUCAGCAGAUGCUGAAGCGCAUAGUGCAAAGAGGUUGUCGACUUUCUGUUGCUACAGAACUCCAAUCUUCAAGUGACCUUCCAAUUAGCCCACGUACGGUACGCAGAGAGCUUCAUGGAAUGGGUUUCCAUGGCCGAGCAGCUGCAACUAAGCCAUACAUCACAAAGUCCAAUGCAAAGUGUCGGAUGCAGUGGUUUAAAGCACGUCACCAUUGGACUCUAGAGCAGUAGAGAUGCCUUCUCUGGAGUGAUGAAUCACACUUUUGCAUCUGGCAAACUGUUGGACGACUCUGGGUUUGGAGGUUGCCAGGAGAAAGCUACAUUUCGGACUGCAUUGUGUUAAGUAUGAAAUUUGGUGGAGGAGGAACUAUGGUGUGGGGUAGUUUUUCAGGAGUUGGGCUUGGCCCCUUAGUUCCAGUGAAAGGAACUUUGAGUGCUCCAGGAUACCGAAAACAUUAUAGGCCUACUGAAAUGAGAUUUUCUUAUUCAAACGGAGGUAGCAGGUCCAUUCUAUGUGUCAUACUGCUGCUCCGUUAAUAAUUUAAGUAAAGUCUGAUUGUCAUUAAAACAGUUAGCUCCAUCUGUGGCGCCGAAAUGACAACACUGGCACGGCUUCUUAAAGACGGGCUCUUUACUUGAGUUUAUGCCGUGAAAACUACAGGACAAGACAUGAAAUACAAUGGUUUGAGAAAUAGUUCAGUCCCAGGCAAAUAAGGUGCUAAACAAAAUAGCUACCUCGUGGCCGCCUGCCACUUCGGAGGUUCUUGGGCAGCAAAUAUUUCAGUGUUGUGCAACUACAUGAGCGUACAAAAAUUAAACCAAUGCACUCCACAAAUAUACAGAACAAUUCAACACAAUAUGACAAAUACCUUGUUCAGCUAGCCUAAUGUUCUUGCUGCUGCUGAUGCCUCAAAGUAUUUUGCAUGUCUGCAACCCCAAAUACUACACCAAAAUCUUGCGAGAAUAGCGGUGUCACAAAGGAAAUAAAUUGCCCUUUUUAUAGUAAACCACAUGUGUCUUAUUUACAAAAAAUAUAACAUGAAUUCACAACCAUAAUAAUUUUCAACAAAAAAUGUUAACCCUUAAAACAAAAAAUAUUAAGUGUAAGUUUCAACAACACUUACACCAUCUUUUGACACUUCUUCCACUCUCGUCCUUGCACGCUACACCGCUACAACAAAGAUGACAGAGAAAAGACGCUGCCGAAGGUGAGCCACGUAAAUAAGACCACCCACAAAAUGGCGCAUUCUGAAGUGACUGUCAGAAAGUGGCUUGAAGAUGAUCUGUAAAACACAACCUAUGCAACAUUUUGACCAAAGAACCACCAUUACAUGUAAUGUAGACCACAAGGAAGUGUUUUACAUUUAGAUUU
Molecule: messenger RNA, 3892 nt
Organism: Nerophis ophidion (straightnose pipefish)
Lineage: Eukaryota; Metazoa; Chordata; Actinopteri; Syngnathiformes; Syngnathidae
Product: potassium channel subfamily K member 15-like
Exons: 3
Coding region: 989-2167 (392 amino acids)
Biological process (GO): stabilization of membrane potential; potassium ion transmembrane transport
Cellular component (GO): membrane
Molecular function (GO): potassium ion leak channel activity
Source: RefSeq, a predicted model, not a curated record